AUGUCGCUGGAAGGAGCAUUGGAGGAAGAACGUCAAUUAAUUGCGCAAAUUUUAGAGCGCCAGAAAGCCGGAAAUUCCGGAACAAUGAGGGGCCGCGGAAGGGACACAUCCCCCGGUGCGCAGCGCGCACAUUCGAGGGGCCUGUCCAGUGUCAGGAGGUCCCUGAGUCGUUCCAGCUCAAAGGACCCUGACGCAAAAUAUGCAAUUACUGCACACGAUCCGUCCGAAAGACUGCGGUCGCCUUCUGGGUCACGGGUGAACGAAAGUGAGGACGAGCUGGAAGGUCUGGAUAAUGCUUCCAGCAGCGAUGAGGAGCAAAUAAGCGAUACAGACUCUGAAUUCGAAGUCGAUGACGGUGGUAAAGUACUUCCGAACUAUGCGUCCUAUUCACCUGAUGAAGUGCUGGAUGAUAAACACAGUUUUGGUCGCAAGAUGACGUCCAAAGACGAGUUGAGCAAGAUCAAUAACCGCAAGCUCGUGAAAGAUGCCAUUCAGGCCGAGAAGCUUGACGAGCUGCUGGCAGCGGAACGGGCUUUGGCUAACGCCAAAUCCAUUGGGCGCCAGGUCCCUCAUGAGUUUCUGGAAAAGAUCGAGGAGGAUGCCAAGAAGGUUGGUACGCACAUCCACUAUGACCCAGAAAAAUUCUACCAGGACAACACGGGACGCAAAGAGAAAUUGCAGGAGUAUGCCAUCUACAAGAAGAAGCUCGUCUCGCCCGAAUUUUUUUCUGCUACAGACGGCUUUUCGGUGCCUUACACAAGCGAUGUGGAGGAAAAAGCCGACACAGAGUUGGCUCGCACCCUGAAUGAGCAUGUGGUUGUGUCAGAGAUCGAAUCCAUCCUCAGUAACCAAAUGGCUAUUCGAACCAUCACGAGAGGAAAAUUCUUUGAACUCUCCAGAAAGGACGGCAGAGAGGCUCCUCAAAUGUUUGUGUUGUGCAUGGACUUUUCUGAGGAAUCGAAAUACGCUUUGGAAUGGUGUAUCGGCACCGUCCUGGUGGAUGGGUCUGUGCUAUACAUUUUAAAUGUGAUUGAGGAUGAUGAUUAUUCGUCAAUGAAUCUAAACGGUAUCCAACCUAACGGUCCACACCAAUCUGAGACCAAGGAAGAGAAGCUGUCGAAAGCUGCUCGGGAAAAGCUACGCAUCCAGAACGUUGAGGAAAUCACGCGCGAGACGCUAGAUUUGCUCAAACUCACCAAAUUGCAAGUCCACAUUGUGAUCGAGUCGUGCCACCACCCAAUCCCACGCCAUUUCAUGGUGGAAGUUAUAAAACAUAUCUCGCCAACACUGGUAAUCGUCGGCUCCCGCGGCACCUCGGCCAUAAAGGGAGUGCUACUGGGGUCGCUUUCGAACCAUCUGGUGCGCAAGAGCACAGUGCCAGUCAUGGUGGUCAAGAACAAGCUGAAAAAGCUUACCAAAAAAGGGAAACAGUUCAGCAACAACAUUUCGACGCUACACAGUCUUGCCGAGGCCAAGGUCGACUGA
Messenger RNA from Ogataea parapolymorpha DL-1, 1485 nucleotides. RefSeq lists its product as uncharacterized. The coding region runs from base 1 to 1485 and encodes 494 amino acids. NCBI's taxonomy places the organism in Eukaryota, Fungi, Ascomycota, Pichiomycetes, Pichiales, Pichiaceae. The transcript has a single exon. The record is from RefSeq and is a predicted model, not a curated record.